AUGGAUGUAUAUGGCACAGUCUUGCAGAAGAACAAGAGUGAGAUGACCGUAUCUGCCAUUUGUUGGAUCUGUGGUUGGCCAGGCCCUAUCCCGGAAGAGCUUGGGGAGGGGCUCAGCAACCUCCAAUCGAUGUCCGUUGGGCAGAACAAGCUCACAGGCGCGAAGGAGGCCGAAAAGGAUCUCAAGCCCGACCUGCACCCAGAGUGCCGCACCGACUUCCUCCCUCAACAAGAACCGGAAGAGGAAGAGGAAGUAGAGGAAGGAGAAGAAGAAGAAGAAGACGAAGAACAGCCUCUGGAGGAAGUCGAAGGCGAGCUGCAAACCGACCUCAUUGUUUGACGCGCAUCAAGAGGACUGAGCUGCACGCGGCCUACGUGAGUGGUUUCUUCAAGCUGGACGAUUUCGAGAUGGGGGUAGUAUGAUGGGUCACUCCCGUGAACCACGGGCAGGAAGAUUAGUGGUCACCGAGCCACCGUGUGUGUCGUUGCUUUUAGCAUCCAAGGUAAAUUAUUCUAAAGGCCAUGUCCUGCGGCCCCGUGA
Molecule: messenger RNA, 540 nt
Organism: Ectocarpus sp. CCAP 1310/34
Lineage: Eukaryota; Phaeophyceae; Ectocarpales; Ectocarpaceae
Source: the annotation of a GenBank genome assembly